AUCAAUAAAUAAUUUCCCUCGCAAGUGAAAUUAUCAAAUUACGACUCCUUUUUAGUCCUGCCAUCGCACUCGUCCUGACCAGACCUGUCCGUGUGCCACUGUGUAUCGCCAGAUAGGUUCAGUGGUGAGGGAGAAAGAGCUGCCAAGUGUGUGGCCCCAAUGUGUGGAGGCAGUGGAAUUUAAUUAAUAUUCACUAGAGAGAGCAAAUAUUCCACUGUACCCACAAUUUGUGCUGAGAUAUUCGAGGUGUUUGCCGGAACAAAGGGUGGAAUUCGAAGGAGAAUUUAUCGAUUGUGCUCCCAUCCCUUGACGACUCCGUCAAAGGGACGCGUGAAAAGUGGGUGAAAGUGGUCCAAAAUGUGCACCAACAGCAGAACUUCCCCGUCAAUGGUCCUUGCUAUGUGUUUACACAGUUUAGCAGUGCUAAGUGUCCUCCUUGGCGUCGCAAAGUGCUCUCCCGGGGCGCCAGAGCUCCAUUUUGACGAGCUCGAAAUGUCCGGAAAGCGACCUCCAGCCGUCGAUGUCAGUCAACUCAUCGCCAGCAAUCCGUGCCUCGUGCACUACUGCGGCCGAGGCCAGGAGUGCGUGGUGGACGCCAACCAGAUGGCGAAGUGCGUGUGCCAGAGGUUCUGCCCCAGGCGCCAGAAGACCGUCUGCGGCUCCGACGGCGAAGUGUACCAGAACCACUGCGAGAUGCACCGGAUGUCGUGCCUGAAGGAGAGGAAAAUCACGCUGCAGCACGCGGACUUCUGCCGUCAGGUCACUACGAGGGCGCCCAGUGCGUGCUCGCCGCAGGAGUACGAGAUCAUGAAGGACAACCUGCUGCUCUACAGCCACGCCAGGCUCAUCUCCAGCGACAACAACCACAGCAGAGACUUCCUGGUCUCCAUCAUGUUCUCCCACUACGAUCAGAACAACAAUGGCCACUUGGAGACAACUGAACUCAGAGAACUUUACCAGCUGGAGCACCUCGAGGACCUGAGCGCCGGCUGCGUCCUGAGCGAUAUGCUCGUGUACGACGACACCAACCGCGAUGGUCACCUGAGCAUUAAUGAGUUCUACCAGGCCUUCAACAAGAUGUACAGCGUGUCCGUGGUGUCGCUGGACAAGGUGCUCGAGACGAACCACUUGACGGCGCGCCUGGGCGACAAUGUGGAGAUCAAGUGCGACGUCACGGGCUCCCCGGCGCCGCCGAUUGUGUGGCACAGGAACGGCGUGGACCUGCUGACGCUGGUGGAGGAGAACAUCCGCGUGUUCACGGACGGCAGUCUGUAUCUCACACACGUGCAGCUUGUGCACGCGGGCAACUACACGUGUCACGCGCAGGGCAAUGACGACGUCGUGCAGACGCACAUCCUCACCGUGCACACAAUCCCGCGAGUGCGCGUGAUGCCACGCAUUCAGUCACGCGGCCUGGGCGAGAACGCUGAGAUGUUUUGCCACGUCACGGGUGAGCCUUUUCCGGCCGUGGAGUGGCUGAAGAACGAUGAGGCCAUUAGGCUUGAGACGCUCAAUAAGUACGAAGUCAUCGGCAACGGCACGGCGCUGCACGUCCUCAACAUCACCUAUUCAGACACGGGCGCCUUCAUGUGCCGUGCACGAAACAUCGGGAGCGAAGUGAAGGACAUCAGUUCGUUGAUUGUCCAGGAGGACGAGUCUCCAACUGUGCUCAUCGAGGAGAAUCGAUUUUUCGUCUUUCACAAGUACGGAGCGGCCAUUUACGAGCCGGGAGCCUGUCGGCUGGUGCACCAGAUCCAGGGCACGGACAUCAUCCCGGGGACGCAGGACACUGUGUGCGGCCUGAGUGGCGUGGGCUGCUCCUGGGGCAGAGCCAUCAACAUCGGCACGCGCUACAUCUACGUGAGCCAGCCGUACAGGGAUCGCGUACUGAUCAUCUCCACGCUGCAGAUGGUGGUGGUGGACGUGAUUGCGACGGACAGGUAUCCGGUGGAGCUUCACUAUGUGCCUCAUCUGGACCAGGUGUGGAUCCUCAACUGGCGCCGCCCGGACACGCCCUACUCCAAGACCCUGCAAGUCAUCCGCGACGCCGGCGAGAAGAAGCGCCACCAGGCGACGCAUCCGCAGAUGAAGAGCGACACGGAGGUGAUCAGGGACUUCUUCGUGCCCACGGCGGACUUCGAGCCGCUCAACUACGCCUUCAACUACGGCUACGUGACGCACCAGAACACGAUGGGCCUACAGAAGAUCGACCUCAACACCUUCCACUACGUUCGCUACAUCGACCUGUCGUCCUACGCCUGUCUGCCCUACUCCGUCACCUUCUCCGCCUACUACGGCAUCGUGGUGAUCGCCUGCAUCGAGCCAGACACCAACACCUGGCGCGGACAGCUGAUCCUCGACUAUCUCACGGACUCCGUGAUGGGCACGAAGCCCGCCAUUCACGGGGUGGCACGAAUCUCGCCCAACUCCAGACACAUCGUCAGUACAUUCGUGAACAAUGCCGGCACGACGCUUACAGUCCAGCAAAUCACAUCGAGUGGCCUCCAAUUCUCGUUCGAUGUGAAAACCACUCUCAACAUCAGCGACGCAACGUUCUAUGAGAGCCAAACGACGCAUGGAUACGACUUGUUUGCUAGCGCCAGUGACAAAGAGGACAUCCUGUAUUUGAAUUUGGACUCAGGCAAGGUGGAAAUGAUAACAGGAGUUGGACCGGGCGCACCUUUGCUCCAACAAGCGUCGCCAAUUGCCAAAUGGGGCAAUUCGAUGCGAUCAAUUAAGUCUUCAGGACUUUUCGGGCAAUACAUGGUGACUUUGACAAAUAGUGCCCUUUUUGUGAUUAAUGGCAAAAGCAAGACCGUCAACUGCGAAAUUGGCGGCGUUCUCAAUCCUGUCGGUGUCGUUUGGGCCAAAUAUCGACACAAUUCGCUGCCGCCGGUGCCGAUUGCCAGGAGUCGCGAGGACAUCAACGAAAAUUAAUUCGCCGCUGAGGUAAAUAGCAGACAAAUGGUUAAGCACACACACACACACAUACACACGCCGAUGAACUCUCCUCUGCCGCUCGUCGCUCUAUCGCGUAUUGGCGCGAUUAGGGUGGAGAAGAAUUUUUCAAUUAUCACCAAAACGAUAAAGAAGUGACACGAUUGAGUGAGUGAGACGACGAGAGCGCGAAGGAGAGUGCAGAUGGUAUUUUGAAUACGCAAACAGACACACUGGAAUUCCCAGGAAAAAACCACUCUUGAUUUCUCCUAAUACUGCUUAUCAAUCUGCAAAAGACACAUACGAAGAGCCGCAGAAGACAGGCAUAAUGAUAGUUUAAGACGUUGUCUCUUUCCCAAAUAACUCCAUGUUUUUCUCCCCCUCCGCUUCAUCCGGGAUAUCAAGAAAACCCAAAGAAAAAUAACAAACCAGACGAGAAGAUGAGACAUUCAUUUGACUAACCAAUUAGACUUACGCGAGAAAAUCACUGCGCGGUGAUAAAAUUUCAUGUAAAAAUACAGGGUCUCAUGGAGUGUGACGUGAUGUCGAGGCAUUUGAAGUUGGAGACUUUGCAUAAUUCAGCAGAUUCGCGCCAAACUGACUGAUUUCUUCACGUCUCACGGAGCAAUUUCUUUCCGUGUUGCACAUUCAAAGUGACUUCUUCAGAAAUGCAAAUACUUUCACUCUGCACGAAAACUUUCGGGCUGUCGGUGGAAUUCUUACAGGUGCGUUCAAUUGACGGCAAUAAGACAAUUGCUGCCGAUGAAUUACGCGCACUGAGUGACUUUUCACAGGUGAAAGCGAUAUACUAUUUAUUUACAUUUAAAGUGUUUUCAAAUUGUGCAUUGUAACUGAUUCCCCGAAAGAUUGCAGUGUUUAACAAUCUCUUUACACCACAAUUAUAGUCUUGAAGAAUGUAAUUUUUCUAAGGAAUGAAUACGUCACUAUUCGUGUUCAUAGAGAAGCAAUUACUUUUCACUCUAUCACAACCAGUCCCAGAUUUAAGUUCAAAGCUAUUCCCAUCGAAGAAAGUUGAUAAAUUGAUAGUUUUUGAAAUUAAUUUCGGCUAUUUUAUACUUUACUAUGUUUCAAAUACAAAGUUUUUCAACAAGAUUUUAAUGAAUUUGCGAUAAAAGUGCCUUUUGGCGAAACCCUGCGUUAUGUCAAAAUUACAUCGAAUUGUGUAUAAUUUCUUUGGACAAUCAAUUUAUGUGUAUCGCGAAAUCACCUUGAAAUUCACAGCUGCGCGUAAAAUUCUCUCCAGCGUCUGUCAAUUGACAUUUUCCCUCGAAUGAUUAGCAUUUGUUGAUAAAUUCACUUCUAUUGAAUACUGCGAAAGCUCAGCGAGUGAAUCUUUUUUCGACUGAAGUCACUUCUGACUAAUUACGGUAAAGAUCACGGACUCAUUCUCGCAAAUUCCCGCGGAGAUUUAGCGAAAUAAUUAGGACAAUUAGCAAGAUAUGAAUUUGCGAGAUUUCAAGCUUCUCUCUUUUUUCUGCAUUCCAACUCUGCAAAUUAGCUGACGAUUCAAUGGAAUAAUGUCCUUGUGCAUGAGAAUGAAUUUCAAAUGAUUGAGAUCACGUCAUUAUUUUGCAAUAUAACCCACAAUUUUGCCCACUUCCUCGCCAAGAGGGCCGCACGUUGAGAGAUGUUGGUAAUUUCAACUGGGAGAAUAUAUUGUGUGUAUGAAAAUUGCACUUAGGACCACUUUAUGGAGGUAUAAUUCUCAAGAUUUUGGCUUGUCACAUUUAUAGACUUUAUUUAAUGGGGGUUUUCUCUCUUACGGAUUAAGCGCCAGUGACAGAGUUGUAGCCGAUGACAGUCUGUUUUUCUUUCGGAAAAGAGAAUGAAAAAUGAGGACGGAAGUUGUUCGUUUACCCAUGAAAAGAGAAAAAAGGGAAGGAUGUAAAAUUUUUUGAUCUUUAAUUAGCGCAAAUCUCCUUUUUCGAUUUAUAUAUAUAUAUAUAUAAAUAAGAAAAAAUUGUAGGUAUGAAAAAAGUCAAGGUAGAAUUUUGUGAGGCAAAAGACAGAAUAUUUAAAUGUUGAGAAGUAAUAAUAGUUGUAAGAGGAGAUGAAAAAAUGUAGUAUUUAUUAUCAUGUAACUAAUUUAUUAUUAAAAUUACGUAUAUUCCCACCACGAGCGCGAGUCUUUCUCAUCAGCCAGCGCUAAGAUGCAGCCUUGAGCAUCCACUCUAAGUGUUUCUUUUUUGCCCAGCUGCGCAGAGAAAAGGCCGCAGUCAGAAUAACAUUGAAUUUUUAUAGACACUUUAUUUUUCGUCAAAUUAAUUACCGAUGCUUUUGCACAUGAUUACCGCACCUCUUUCCGCAAUUUUGCUAUUUUUCCUCUAGUUCUGCAAUUUUUUUUUCAAUACAACGAAUACAACUCUCGAAUGGCACAAUCUAUAAUUAAUUUA
Phlebotomus argentipes is the source of this 5351-nucleotide messenger RNA. RefSeq names its product follistatin-related protein 5-like. The record is from RefSeq and is a predicted model, not a curated record. Lineage: Eukaryota; Metazoa; Arthropoda; Insecta; Diptera; Psychodidae. Gene Ontology annotation, molecular function: protein binding; calcium ion binding. The transcript has 6 exons. The coding region runs from base 358 to 2937 and encodes 859 amino acids.